Ostreococcus lucimarinus CCE9901 is the source of this 3078-nucleotide messenger RNA. Its product is annotated as P-ATPase family transporter: calcium ion. The transcript has a single exon. Gene Ontology annotation, biological process: calcium ion transmembrane transport; intracellular calcium ion homeostasis. The record is from RefSeq and is a predicted model, not a curated record. Gene Ontology annotation, molecular function: P-type calcium transporter activity; ATP hydrolysis activity; ATP binding. NCBI's taxonomy places the organism in Eukaryota, Viridiplantae, Chlorophyta, Mamiellophyceae, Mamiellales, Bathycoccaceae. Gene Ontology annotation, cellular component: membrane. The coding region runs from base 1 to 3078 and encodes 1025 amino acids.
AUGCCUCACGCGCGCGAUGUCAAUCCCGAGAGCGCGGCGGCGGCGACGGCGUGGCGAAGACACGCGGAAGACGCGCAUCGAUUGAGCGCGACUGAAACCUUGGCGCGGUUGGGCGUCCUCGAUCUCGCGCACGGGCUCGAUCGCGCGGACGUGCAGCGACGGAGAGAUGCGUGCGGGGCGAACGCGCUGCCGGCGCAGCGGGAGACGUCGUUCGCGUCGUUGGUGAUUAAGCAAUUCGACGACACGAUGGUGAAGGUGCUGUUGCUCGCGGCGUUCGUGUCGUUGGCGCUCGCGCUGUGGGACGGUGAGGGUGGCUCGGAGGCGUUCCUGGAACCGGGAGUGAUCGUGGCGAUAUUAAUCGCGAACGCCGCGGUGGGAGUGGCGACGGAGAAGAACGCGGAGCGCGCGAUUGAGGAAUUGAAAAAGUACGAGGCGGACGUCGCCACGUGCACGCGCGACGGCGAGAAACGCAAGGUGAACGCGGAGGCGCUCGUGCCCGGAGACAUCGUGGAGAUUGCGACGGGAGAAAAGGUGCCCGCGGAUUGCCGAUUGGUUAAGAUUCACUCCAACGUCCUGCGGUGCGAUCAGGCGCUGUUGACGGGGGAGAGCGGAAGCGUGGCGAAGACGGAACGGGCGGUGGAACAUCUCGGCGAGUGCGUGCUGCAAGACAAGACGUGCAUGGUGUACAGUGGGACCACGGUGACCGUGGGUAAGGCUACGUGCGUGGUGGUCGGUACGGGUAGUAACACAGCCAUGGGGAAGAUUCAACACACGCUCGAGCAGACGGAGGAGGAAUUGACGCCGCUGAAGAAGAAAUUGGACGAAUUCGGGAACUUGCUCGGGAAAAUCAUCGCGGUAAUUUGUAUUUUAGUGUGGGUGGUGAACAUUGGACACUUUGCCGACAAGGCGCACGGAGGAUUGCUGCGAGGUGCGGUUUAUUACUUUAAGAUUGCCGUCGCGCUUGCCGUGGCCGCGAUUCCCGAAGGCUUACCCGCCGUCGUCACCACGUGUCUCGCCCUCGGCACGCGUCGCAUGGCGAAAAAGAACGCUCUCGUGCGAACGCUUCCUAGCGUGGAGACCUUGGGGUGCACUUCGGUUAUUUGUAGCGAUAAAACGGGUACGCUGACGUGCAACGUCAUGACUGUGAUGCGCAUGUGCGUCAUCGAAAAUUCGAGCACCGCAGAAGUUACCAACUACGGUAUUCGCGGCGAGGCUUACGCACAGAAUGGGGAAAUUUUAGACUCUCGCGGCUUGGUCGUGCACGAACCAGCCGACGCCGCGGCGGUGGCUUAUGUUGCCAUGUGCUGUUCGAUGUGCAACGAUUCCACGCUGAAUUUCGACAAGGAAAAGGGAUCUUUUGAGAAGAUUGGAGAAGCGACAGAGAUUGCUCUUCGCGUGCUCACGGAAAAGAUUGGACUACCUUCGGAUUCCGGAAUACUCGGGCGAGCUCAGAGCGACCAGGACAUGCAUAGCACACAAUAUUGGGAUUCGGAAUUUACAAAGCUCGCGACGGCGGAGUUUACGAGCGAACGCAAGCGCAUGUCAACGCUAUGCUCUCGAAAUGAUGAAUCCAUUCUAUUCGUCAAAGGUGCACCGGAGAGUGUUCUGUCACUUUGCACGUCGGUUAUGUCUAAUCGCAACGGCCGAGCGGAAAGAAUGACGGAUCAAGUUCGCGAACAAGUGGCGGAGCAAAUGCGAGGCUACGCCAAUGACGCCCUACGCGUGUUGGCGCUCGCGAUGCGCCCCAUGGGUCGAGGCGUAACGACGUGCUCUGAGACGGACGAAAACAAUCUCACAUUCAUUGGUCUUGUUGGAAUGAUUGAUCCACCGCGCCCGGAGGUGCGUUAUUCGUUACAAACGUGCAAAGACGCGGGUAUUCGCGUCAUCAUGGUCACCGGCGACAACCAACAAACCGCAGAAGCCAUCGCAUCGCAGAUUGGCUUGAGCAACUCGAUCGAUCCUUUGACGGGUGGUUCAACUCAAAAUAGUUUCAAGGGAAAAUCUUUCACCGGUGUGGAGUUUGAGGCGAUGACGAUCGAGCAGCGCGAAGAAGCGGCGCGGACGAUGUGCGUCUUUUCUCGCGUCGAGCCCGCGCAAAAGAGCAAGCUCGUCGAGAUUUUGAAGCGGCAGGACAACAUCGUCGCGAUGACGGGCGAUGGUGUGAAUGAUGCUCCGGCACUCAAAUGCGCGGACAUCGGGAUUGCCAUGGGAAGCGGUACCGCGGUUGCCAAAGGCGCCGCCGAUAUGGUGCUCGCAGACGAUAACUUUAGCACCAUCGUCGAAGCCGUCGCGGAGGGUCGCGCAAUCUACAACAAUACGAAGCAAUUUAUUCGCUACAUGGUGAGCUCAAAUAUCGGCGAAGUGGUGUGUAUUUUUAUCGCCGCCGCCCUUGGGUUCCCGGAGACGCUCGUUCCGGUGCAACUUUUGUGGGUUAAUCUCGUCACCGACGGAUUACCCGCCACCGCGCUUGGUUUCAACCGCGCGGAUGGUGACAUCAUGCGUCAACGACCUCGGAGUCCGCGUGAGCAGAUCGUUGAUCGAUGGUUACUGAUUCGGUACCUCAUUAUCGGCGUUUACGUCGGCAUAGCGACCGUUGGGUCGUUCGGAUGGUGGUUUAUGUCGUACCCCGGCGGCCCGCAAAUGACGUGGGCAGAGCUCACGAGCGCCUCGCGAUGCAUCGGAGACGCGUGUGAAUCCUUCAAAGAUCGUCGACCGAGCACGAUGGCGAUGUCGACCCUAGUAUUGAUCGAAAUGUUCAACGCGUUGAACUCACUGAGCGAGAACAAAUCGUUAUUCUCCCACCCGCCGACGACGAAUGUCUGGUUGCUCGUCUCCAUCGUCAUCAGCAUGUGGCUCCAUUUCAUCAUCAUGUACGUCCCAUCCUUCGCGAAGACGUUCACCAUCACCGCGCUCAACUACGAAGAGUGGCGCGCGGUGUUUUGGUUCUCCAUUCCCGUCAUCUUCAUCGACGAGGUUUUGAAAUACGUCACGCGCGCGCACCGCGCCUCCAUCAACCUAUGGCUCAAGCGCGGUCGAGGCGACAUCCUCCCGCGUUCUCGCGCCGCCAAAGGAUUUUGA